Oikopleura dioica is the source of this 4293-nucleotide messenger RNA. The record is from the annotation of a GenBank genome assembly. Lineage: Eukaryota; Metazoa; Chordata; Appendicularia; Copelata; Oikopleuridae.
AUGCCGCUGAUUAACAAGUUUGAGAGCAUGUCUUCGUUGGAGAUGAGCAGGUCGAGUCCGGAGAAGAUGGAGGAGGAAUCUCCUGCUGCAAGGAGACGUAGAAUUAGACUUCAAAUGAUCGCUGCCUACACUCGUCCAGAAACACCAUCAAAUGGCGUCGCCACUCCAAAACCCUCUCCAAGCCCCGUGCCGGAAGCCAAAAUCGAACAGCCCAAAUCUCCGUCACCAGAAAAUCCGCCAGAAAAGCCCGAAGAGCCGCCAAAAAGACCACUUUUCAACCCGAAUCUCGAGCGCAGAGGCGUUUCCCUCGGCGGUGGAAUAAAUCGCCAGCGAAAUCUUGGACUGAAUCAAGGACCGGAAGAUACUAACCGAGAGUCGCGGUCGUUAGUCAAUGAUCUGGUCAAGGAAAGGUUGGAAAAGAAACGCAAAGAAGCUGAAGCAAAGAAGAAAAAUGGCGGAAAGAGUUUGAACAAGUGGUCAUCCUUGUCUUCACUUGGGAAAAAGAAAAUGGAGGAAGACUUGGAUGAAAAGACAUUCGAGCGGUUUCUGACGAAGAAAAGGGAUGGAAAGGAAGAAAUCAAGAAAGCUACCGGGUUGCGAUGGAGAAGCUCGAUGUUUGACUACAACCGAAACGCAAACCGCAGCAAGCGUUAUUCCUACAACAGCUACAACCAAAACCACAACAACAACAAUUCCAAUAACAUCCCUCUUCAAAUCACCGUCGACCCAGAAGACCUUGAAAUCAACGAGGAAAACUAUCGCUCCGAAAUCGUUUCCAUCUUCGAAUCAAUUUCUUCUCCAAGAAAAUUCCACAAACAAGAGUUGGAAAGGAUGAAUUGCUCUGGAAUCGAAAAUGCGGAAGAUGCAAUUAUUCUCGAUAGGAAAAGAAUGACGGAUAAUCAUGUCAAGGAGCUGUAUAAAAAUGAAGGAUUGAUAGUGGGCGAGUAUUUCGCCUUUAUCGCACCAAUGGACAGGUCUCUUUCGAAUCUCCGGGCCAAAUCGCUCGACAGAGGGACCAAUCUGGCCCGAGAACGAGCAAAAUCCUUCGAUCGUGGAAUCGCGUUUCAACAAAAUCGAGAAAAGGCAUCGAAAAAAUCGACGGAAAGUGACAACAACGAGGACUCAUCCCGCCGACCCAGGGACAGAUCAGCAAGUCGCUCGAGAAUUCGCGCCCGAGGCCCAAGCGCGGACAAAGCCAUGUUGACGGCGAUCAACAUGUUCGACAAAGGCGACAUUCCAAGCGGCAUCCGCGCUGCGCAGAAAGAAGCAGAGCGGCAAAAAGCGCUCAAAGCUCUUAUCGAACGAGAACAAAAAGCGUUUAACAAACUCAAAGCAGAAAGCAACCAGCUCCGGAAAGAAAUUCUCGAAGACAAUCGCGGACGAGCAAGGACUCGAACGAACGAAUCGCCAAAAGUCGGUCAUAGGCCGUCUCAGAGGAAAGAGCAGAGGAACACGAGCGAGGAAGCGAAAAACAUGGUCGAUCAUUCCAAAGCCAAGUCCAGCAAGAACUCUUCCUCAAGCCGAAAAGAAGGAAAGAUGAAAAACGCGCAGGAAAAGGCGUCCAAAGGAUCGAGUCAGCGGCUAAAGAAUUUGAGGAAGAAGCAGAGUUUGUUGAGGAUGGUUCAAUCCGGUGCUGGGUGCUAUAAUAAGGGACCGUUGACGCCGAUUGUUGAUGAGAGUCCCCAAAGCAGUCAGACGACGACCCCAGUGAUGGUCAAAAAACUCGAGCCGCUGGCAAAAUAUGAUUCUGAUGAAGAGGACGAGCCCGAAGUCAAGCUUGAAAUACUUGAAGUCCCCGACAGUCCCGAAAAGCAAGAAAAAGACAUUCUCGAUAAACGAGUCCGCAUGGACGAUGUCAACGCUCUUAUCAAAGAAAAGUACGCAAAAGACGCUGCCUGGCAAGAAGAAUACGACCAGGCGCGCAAGAAAAGCUCUGUUUUGGAAGACCCGAUGAUCAAAAAGAUCCGCGAGCAGGAGGAGCAGAAUCAGCCCUCAGCGCUUGAAAUGCUAAAGCGAAAAAGAGAGGCGCGACGAAAAUCGCUCGAAAAAUCAAAAUCAAUUUCCGAAAACGACCUUCGAUCCGACGACAUCAUCGCCGAGCAGCGAGAAAAAGCCAGGCUCCAGCGAGAAAAGCUCCAGGAAGAACGAGAAAAGCGCCGAGAACGAGCGAGAAAGGAAAGAAUGCAGAUUGAAGAAGACAGAAGAGCGAGAGCCAGAAGAGGGUCGAUACGAGAAGUGAAUCUUUCCAGCGAGAGUUUGAACAGCCAAAAGUCGGUGGAAGAGAAGCCGAAAAUUGAAGUCAUGAAAAAAGCCUCCGAAAUCAACUGGGACGAUGGGUACACUGAGUGCCUCGACGAACCUGGCAUCUUUUUCGACCCGUUCACUGGUCGGCGAAAAAUUGCCUCGGCUCCGGAAGGAAAGCCUCCUCCAGUCCCAAAACCUUCCAAAGAGACGUCUGAACAAGUCAAAUCUUCCUCUCCACCACCCGCUCCUGCUCCAGCACCUGCUCAAGAAUCGCCAGAGCCAUCGCCUCCGCCGCCAAAAAAGAAGACAUUCCAGUGCGAUGCGCUGCCGAGCGACGAUUCCGACCAAGAAAUCGACUUCUUCACUGGUCGCCGAAAAUCCAGACUUCGAAUCAAGCAAGACGAUCCCUCCCUCAACCGUCUUCAAAAAACCUUCGCGCAAAAGCUCAAGGAACAGCAGCAAGAAGCAGCCGCUAAACUUGAGCAACAGCGGCGUAAAUUUGGCUCAAUGAGUGCUCUUCAAAGCGUUUUGCUCGCACAACAAAGCGAAGAUGAUUGCUCUGAAACAGAAGAAGACGCGAUCCGAAGAUUGAACAGCAAUCGCUACGGGAACAACAGCGCCAAGAAAUUCAUCGACGACGAUGAUGACAUUUCCUAUCUCGAAAAUCUCACUUCCAAACCGACCGAAAUCAAGAAAACGAACAACGACUCGGGCGUGAAUUUGGAAUCUCCUGGAGAAAGCGCGACUGAGCCAGAAGUCAGCUCUCCCGGGUCGCCGGGGAUUUUGAUGAACAAACCGGAGCAAAUUCAAAUCGAAGUUGAUGUGAAAUCGAAAACGCUGGAGGUUCCUAAAGCGUCAAGAAAACGACCUGGUGUGAAGCCUAGAAGACCAUCAGUUCCAAAAGUAAAAAUGCUCUGGACCGAAAAAGACGAGUCCACCCUGGACGAGCAAUUCAUGAAAAUGAUCGGCCCGAUCCCUCCCGCUCCAUUCGAGCACCGCCACGUCGAAGUCCGCCCCCUCAAAGUCGUCGGCUAUAACGGCUUCGACAAGAAAAUCGGCGACGAAUACAAUGUCCAGUUCAAGCCAGAAAAUCAACUGGGCUCUGGUCGAUUUGGAAAAGUUUAUCUCGGCUCGACUCUCGAUGGGAGCAUGAAUUUAGCGUUCAAAGCUUGCGCUGUUACGAGGCAGCGAUCGAUUUCGAAGGUCAACGCGAGGAAGAGGGCGGAAAGGCUGACAAAAGAAGAUGUUAAGUUUGAGCUCGCGCUGAUGAACCAACUCAAUCAUCCGCAUAUUGUCAAGGUUUACGAUGCGAUGGAACACGAUUGUUACGUGACUCUCGUCUUGGAACACAUGACUGGAGGCGAGUUAUUCGACAGAAUCGUGCAGCUCAAUUAUGAUCCGACCGAACUUGAUGUUGUUAUUUAUAUGAAGCAGAUUUGCGAAGGAGUUUCUUAUCUUCACAAGAAUCAGAUUUUGCACCUCGAUCUGAAGCCCGAGAACAUCGUCUGCGUCAGCCCAGAGUCGCACUGGAUCAAAAUCAUCGAUUUCGGUCUUGCCCGUCGCUACAUUCCUCAUCAACGGCUUCAAGUGAACUUCGGAACCCCAGAAUUCGUCUCUCCGGAAGUUGUUAACUACAACUUCGUCAGCUACGCUAGUGACAUGUGGAGCGUAGGAGUCAUAACUUACAUCCUCAUUUCCGGCAACAGUCCUUUCCUCGGAGACGAUGAGGAUGAUACAAUGGCGAAUAUUCAAGACGGCGAGUGGGAAUUUUGCGAGGAAUUCGACGAUGUCUCAGACGACUGCAGGGAUUUUAUCAAACGACUUAUUGUUUAUCAAAAAGGUGGUCGAAUGUCCGCAAAUCAAUGCCUGGCGCAUCCUUGGAUCUCGAGUUUGGCCUCGAAGCGGCAGGGCCAGCUCCGAUCGAGGCUGAAGAUCAAAAGAAGAAUCAACAAAAUUCGCUGGUGGAAGGCUGUGGACGCAAUAAACGCGGUGACUUACAUGAUGCGACGAACUUCUGUGUCAUCGGAAACUCCGAUCACGUGCAAUUGA